AUGCACCAAAUUAUUAAAAUUGAUAUAUUGAAUACAAAAGUGCUUGCAAAAUUUUUUAAAGAAAUAAUAUAUUAUAGUACUAAUGCUGCAUAUCAAAACUCUAAAAGAUAUGAUUCUAUUCAAGAAAGACUAUCUAACUGA
Messenger RNA from Racocetra fulgida, 141 nucleotides. The record is from the annotation of a GenBank genome assembly. NCBI's taxonomy places the organism in Eukaryota, Fungi, Glomeromycota, Glomeromycetes, Diversisporales, Gigasporaceae.